CCGCGCACAGCUGGGACGUGGGCCGGGGACCUGAGGGCUCAGUUGGGAGCCGGCGGUGGACGCGCCCGCGGAGGCCUCCUCCGCUGCAGUCCACGAGUGCCCACGUCUGUCCGCGUCGUCUGCCAUGGCCGUGCGCCCAACGCGCCGCUGCCUGCUGGCGCUCUUGCUAUGCUUCGCCUGGGGGGCUAUGGCGGUGGUCGCCUCGAAGCCUGGGGCAGGCUGCCCAAGCCGCUGCCUGUGCUUCCGUACCACCGUGCGCUGCAUGCAUCUGUUGCUGGAGGCCGUGCCCGCCGUGGCGCCACAGACCUCCAUCCUAGAUCUUCGGUUCAACAGAAUCAGAGAGAUCCAACCUGGGGCAUUCCGGAGGCUGAGGAACUUAAACACACUGCUUCUCAACAAUAACCAGAUCAAGAGGAUUCCCAGUGGUGCAUUUGAGGACCUGGAGAACUUAAAAUACCUCUAUUUGUACAAGAAUGAGAUCCAGUCAAUUGACAGGCAAGCAUUUAAGGGACUUGCCUCUCUAGAGCAACUGUACCUGCACUUUAAUCAUAUAGAAACUCUGGACCCAGAAUCCUUCCAGCACCUGCCGAAGCUGGAGAGACUAUUUUUACAUAACAACCGGAUCACACACCUAGUUCCUGGGACAUUCAGCCACUUGGAGUCCAUGAAACGGCUGCGAUUGGACUCAAAUGCACUUCACUGUGACUGCGAAAUCCUGUGGCUGGCAGAUCUGCUGAAGACCUACGCCCAGUCUGGGAACGCGCAGGCAGCAGCCACCUGCGAGUAUCCUAGACGCAUCCAAGGACGCUCUGUGGCUACCAUCACCCCAGAAGAGCUCAACUGUGAAAGGCCCCGGAUCACGUCAGAGCCGCAGGAUGCAGAUGUCACUUCGGGGAACACUGUGUACUUCACCUGCAGGGCUGAGGGCAACCCCAAACCUGAGAUCAUCUGGCUUCGAAACAAUAACGAGCUGAGCAUGAAGACAGAUUCUCGCUUAAACCUGCUGGAUGACGGCACACUGAUGAUCCAGAACACACAGGAGGCAGACGAGGGCAUCUACCAGUGCAUGGCCAAAAAUGUGGCUGGAGAGGCAAAAACUCAUGAGGUGACCCUCAGGUACCUGGGGUCUCCAGCCCGGCCCACAUUUGUAAUCCAGCCGCAGAACACAGAGGUACUGGUGGGUGAGAGUGUCACUCUGGAGUGCAGUGCCACAGGCCAUCCUCUGCCACAGAUCACCUGGACAAGAGGUGACCAGACACCCUUGCCAAUUGACCCUCGAGUGAAUAUCACUCCCUCUGGAGGACUGUACAUACAGAACGUUGCCCAGAGUGACAGCGGGGAGUACACCUGCUUUGCAUCUAACAGUGUGGACAGCAUCCAAGCCACGGCCUUCAUCAUUGUACAAGCCCUACCUCAGUUCACUGUGACCCCUCAAAGCAGAGUGGUCAUCGAAGGACAGACUGUGGAUUUCCAGUGUGAGGCUAAGGGCUACCCUCAGCCAGUUAUCGCCUGGACCAAGGGAGGGAGCCAGCUCUCAGUGGACAGGCGGCACCUGGUGCUGUCCUCGGGAACACUCAGGAUCUCUGGGGUUGCCCUUCAUGACCAGGGCCAGUAUGAGUGCCAGGCCGUCAACAUCAUCGGCUCCCAGAAGGUCGUGGCCCACCUGACGGUACAGCCCAGAGUCACCCCAGUGUUUGCCAGCAUCCCCAGUGACAUGACUGUAGAGGUGGGCACCAAUGUGCAGCUGCCCUGUAGCUCCCAGGGGGAACCGGAGCCAGCCAUCACCUGGAACAAGGAUGGUGUUCAGGUAACAGAAAGUGGAAAGUUCCACAUCAGCCCUGAAGGAUUCUUGACCAUCAACGACGUUGGCACUGCUGACGCAGGUCGCUAUGAGUGUGUAGCUCGGAACACGAUUGGAUAUGCCUCGGUCAGCGUGGUACUCAGUGUGAACGUCCCUGAUGUAAGUCGAAAUGGGGAUCCUUAUGUUGCUACGUCUAUCGUUGAAGCCAUUGCGACUGUUGACAGAGCCAUUAACUCGACACGGACACACUUGUUUGACAGCCGUCCUCGUUCUCCAAAUGACCUCCUGGCCCUGUUCCGGUACCCGCGGGACCCAUACACGGUGGGACAAGCCAGGGCAGGAGAGAUAUUCGAGCGGACCCUGCAGCUGAUCCAGGAGCAUGUCCGGCAUGGCUUGAUGGUGGACUUAAAUGGGACAAGUUACCACUACAACGAUCUGGUGUCCCCGCAGUACCUGAGCCUCAUCGCCAACCUGUCAGGCUGCACUGCACACCGUCGCGUGAACAAUUGCUCAGAUAUGUGCUUCCACCAGAAGUAUAGGACACAUGACGGCACAUGCAACAACCUGCAGCACCCCAUGUGGGGGGCCUCGCUGACUGCCUUCGAGCGCCUGCUGAAGGCUGUCUAUGAGAAUGGGUUCAACACACCCCGUGGCAUCAACCCCCAGCGUCAGUACAAUGGGCAUGUCCUUCCCAUGCCCCGUCUAGUGUCCACCACACUGAUCGGGACAGAGGUCAUCACCCCUGAUGAGCAGUUUACACACAUGCUGAUGCAGUGGGGCCAGUUCCUUGACCACGACCUCGACUCUACAGUCGUGGCCCUGAGCCAGGCCCGCUUCUCCGAUGGGCAGCAUUGUAGCUCUGUAUGCAGCAAUGACCCUCCCUGUUUCUCCGUCAUGAUCCCCCCCAACGAUACCCGGGUACGGAGUGGGGCCCGCUGCAUGUUCUUUGUGCGGUCAAGCCCCGUGUGUGGCAGCGGCAUGACAUCCCUGCUCAUGAACUCUGUGUACCCUCGAGAGCAGAUCAACCAGCUCACCUCCUACAUUGAUGCCUCCAAUGUGUAUGGCAGCACAGACCAUGAAGCCCGCAGCAUCCGGGACCUGGCCAGCCACCGUGGCCUGCUGCGUCAGGGUAUCGUGCAGAGGUCUGGCAAGCCCCUGCUUCCCUUCGCCACAGGGCCACCCACUGAGUGCAUGCGUGACGAGAAUGAGAGCCCAAUACCGUGCUUUCUAGCUGGGGACCACCGUGCCAACGAGCAGCUGGGCCUGACCAGCAUGCAUACCUUGUGGUUCCGGGAGCACAACCGCAUUGCAGCAGAGCUGCUGAAGCUGAACCCGCACUGGGAUGGGGACACUGUCUACCACGAGACCCGCAAGAUCGUGGGGGCAGAGAUACAGCACAUCACCUACCGGCACUGGCUACCCAAGAUCCUGGGGGAGGUGGGCAUGAAGAUGCUGGGCGAGUACCGAGGCUACGAUCCCAGUGUCAAUGCUGGCAUCUUUAAUGCCUUUGCCACUGCAGCCUUCAGGUUUGGCCACACUCUGAUCAACCCUCUGCUCUACCGGCUGAAUGAGAACUUUGAGCCCAUCCCACAGGGCCACGUGCCCCUGCACAAAGCCUUCUUCUCGCCCUUCCGAAUUGUCAAUGAGGGGGGCAUCGACCCACUUCUCCGCGGGCUGUUUGGAGUGGCGGGGAAGAUGCGUAUUCCCUCCCAGUUGCUGAACACAGAGCUCACAGAGAGGCUGUUCUCAAUGGCUCACACAGUGGCUCUUGACCUGGCUGCCAUCAAUAUCCAACGAGGCCGGGACCAUGGCAUUCCACCAUACCAUGACUACAGGGUCUACUGCAACUUGUCAGCUGCUUAUACCUUUGAGGACCUGAAAAAUGAGAUCAAGAGCCCUGUGAUCCGGGAGAAACUGCAGAGGCUGUAUGGCUCGACCCUCAACAUCGAUCUGUUCCCAGCCCUCAUGGUAGAAGACCUGGUUCCUGGCAGCCGCUUGGGACCCACACUCAUGUGCCUGCUCAGCACACAGUUCCGACGCCUGAGGGAUGGAGACAGGUUGUGGUAUGAGAACCCAGGUGUGUUCUCCCCAGCCCAGCUGACUCAGCUCAAGCAGACAUCUUUGGCGAGGAUCCUUUGUGACAACUCGGACAACAUCACCCGUGUGCAGCAGGACGUGUUCAGGGUGGCAGAGUUCCCACAUGGUUAUGGCAGCUGCGAGGACAUCCCCAGAGUGGACCUGCGAGUGUGGCAGGACUGCUGUGAAGACUGUAGGACCAGGGGACAGUUCAAUGCCUUCUCCUAUCAUUUCCGGGGAAGACGGUCUCUAGAGUUCAGCUACAAGGAGGAUAAGCCCACAAAGAGAGCACGGCGGCGGAAGGCUCUGAGUGUGAAACAUAGCAAACAUCUUAGCAACGCCACAUCGGCCACCCAUGAACACUUGGAAGGGCUGGCAACUAAUGAUUUCAAGAAGUUUGUUCUGGAAAUGCAAAAAAUCAUCACAGACCUCAGAAAACAGAUAACCAGCCUGGAGUCCCGGCUCAGUACCACAGACUGUGUGGAUGACAGUGGCGAAUCCCACGGCAACAACACCAAGUGGAAAAAAGAUGCGUGCACAGUUUGUGAGUGCAAAAAUGGCCAGGUCACCUGCUUUGUGGAAGCUUGCCAGCCUGCAACCUGCCCAGAGCCUGUGAAAGUCGAUGGCGUAUGCUGUCCCGUCUGCUCAAGGAACACUGCAGAGGAAAAGCCUUAGUGUUCUUGGGCUGCGCUCCUCGAAUCUGGUCCACGGAAUCCUUGUGAGCUUAGAUGACAGCGUGGGGAGCUUCAGACCACAGCACAAGCUGGGAUCCCAGACAUUUCAGGACCCUCCCUGUGCCACUGCAGAAGCAGCUUCCGACCCUGUGUUUGUAGAAGGAAAUUGAGCAGGCAGGAGUGGGUGCAGGCUAUGGUCCUCACUUCAUGUAAGACUUCUCAGGUUUUUAUUUAAGUAUUUUUUUAAUGGAAAAAAUUGGUGCUACUAUUCAAUCACACAGUUAAGACUUGGGUUUCUAAAUUGCUUCUGCCUGAAGAAGCCACUUCUGUUUAAAUGAGGCAGGAGUCCUUUGACAGGCUUCAUUUAAGCAGAAGCACCUGGCAAACGGAGCAGGAUCCUGUAAAAUAACAUCCUGGGCCACAAUCCCCACAGGGAGACUAGGGGACAGGGAGGGUGGCUUCCUCCCACCACUCCUUCGUGUCUGCCAUCUUCACCUCCACCUCCAGGGCUCGUCAGCAUCUGAUCACAAUAACCAUGCAUCCUGCAUCCUGAGGCCACAUCCCCCCUUCUAUACACAGCUGUCACAUUAUGAAACCACAUUAGAAAUAAUCUUGUUUCCACUUAGAACGUGUGUAAAUACUGCCUUGCUGUAGCCUGAAUGUGAAAGCCUUUGGUCCCAUACCAUGUCCAGUGACUGAACAGCCCCUUGCGUUGGUAGGAUGGUCUGCAGCCACCACCUGCCUUGGUUCCUGACCAUAGUGUAGGGAGGGUCAUUCGCUCUCCAGGUCCUUUCAAUAAGAGACAGGCAGGCAGAGCCUGAAUGUCAGGAAAUCAUAUUGUGUGAAUGCUUUAAAGGAAAAAUAAUGUCUGUACCUCAUAUUUUUUAUUGCAUGAAGUUUUAUAAAAAUUUUCCCAUUUUUAGAUGUUAGAAAAAUUAUUUCCACUAUGCAAAAGAUUUUUUUUAAUUCAGUGAAAAGCAACUAUUAUACCUCAUAAACUCUUGUUUUUAAUUGACCAAAAUAUUUCAUUCUAUUCUCACAAGGUUCUGAGGACUCUUCCUUGAACAAGCAAGUCUUACCCUAUAUACACUGAUGUGCCCAGCACUGUAUGCCAGCCAUUGUAGGUAUAUCAAGAGGGUCAUCUGCCCAAGGGAUGGGGAGGAAGACCUCAAGGACACAGAUGAGUCAGUGCCAGUUGGAGAAAGGCGAGCUAAUAUCUUUAUAGGGGAACCAUGGUCAGGCAGGGAAAUGGUCAGCUCUU
This is a messenger RNA of Acomys russatus (golden spiny mouse), 5812 nucleotides long. It is a transcript of the gene Pxdn, whose product is annotated as peroxidasin. The transcript is spliced from 23 exons. Gene Ontology annotation, biological process: response to oxidative stress. Gene Ontology annotation, molecular function: heme binding; peroxidase activity; protein binding. Bases 125 to 4552 code for a protein of 1475 amino acids. The record is from RefSeq and is a predicted model, not a curated record. Lineage: Eukaryota; Metazoa; Chordata; Mammalia; Rodentia; Muridae.